UUAAUUUAGUAUCAACUGUCAUUCUCAUUAUCAUGGCGGAGGACGAAGACGGUGUUUCAAAUAAAAAUUCACCACAAAAUUCAAACGAUGCGGACUCGAAUCAGGAAAACGAACAGAAUGCUGCAAAGCCAGACCUAGGAAUUGAAGAAGCGAAGUAUAAUAGCCAAGAAAAUGGCCAUACGUCGCCCACAAAGCCCAAAAGUUCCUCAACUAAGUCAACCGGGGCCGUGCGUAAGGAAGAGAAUCCGUUUUCGUUUCGGCACUUCCUCAAGAGAGAUCUUUCGUUGCCGGGACACUCUACUUACGAGCACACUGGUGCCAGGCCUAAGGUUUACUCAAACACAGUGCAACAUUCGCCUACUAAAGUAGACGUUCACACAGAAUCUAGACGUGAGAAAAGUCGUCAGCCUGAUAAUCAAACCAAAGAUAAAACCGGCGAGGGUGCCAGCCAUCGCCUAAGUGAUAACGUACCUUCGACUAGUUCAAUGGACGUACCGUUUAGUGCAGUAGGGACUUCAAAUUCUAAGAAUAACUUUUAUUCAGAAAAUGAUAAUGUACAGUUUUAUCAUAGACCGAAUUUGGCAUCUGAGCCGAUGGGGAUGCCGUCCCUGCCUGACUUUGUACAAGACCACAUCCUAGUGGAACAGGCUUACUUACAUUCAAAUGGACCGAUUUCAUUGGACUUGGAUAAUCUACCAGACUUUACAUUUAAUACUAACUUUAAUGCUGGUUCAUCUUCAUCGUUGGGAAGGAGAAAUGACAAUAAUUAUGUUGGAAAUAGAGGCUAUGAUUAUGAUCCAUAUAUGGGGGCGUCAACAUCUUCUGAUUCAGGACCAUCAAACAGGAACAUCCCACUGGACUUGCCGGCAGGGGCUGAAGCAGCCGGCCCUGUACCACUCGACCACCCCAUGCAUCUCAGUUUAGAUCUUACUGAAUCUGUGAAUCCUUCAGAUAGAAGGAAUAUGUCACCCAGAAACCAGUUUCCAUUGGAUCUGCCACCAAAUGCAGGUGCUGAAUCUAAACGUCUACCGGAUUUUCUGCCUGUACACCCUGGUAGAACAUCUCCAGAACCGGAGCACCAGGAUGAGCAGCUGCAGCAGAUCAUGAAUGAGCUGGAGAGAACCAGGUCGGAGUUAUUCACGGAGCGAAGCCGACGAUGCCGUGCUGAAGAGGAGGCUGCCGUAGCACGCGCGCGCCAGGCUGAGAGUGAGCGCGCGAUGAGGGAACACGUGUGCGCACCCGUUGUUGAUACUGUCUUCCCUGGAGUGCUCCUCGAUCCUAGGCUCGUGCCUGCCGCCCCACUCACACCAAUGGCUGAGGCUAGAAGUGCUGACCCCGAAGUUGUAUCAAAAUUGAAAAAUGAAAUAAAAAAAUUAAAGGAGCAGCUGCGGGUGUCUCAGGAGGAGGUGCGGGGUCUGCGCGGGGCACAGGUGGGCGCUGCUGCAGACCUGCGCCGCGCCUCCAGGCUCGCUGAGACAUCGCUCAGAGAGCUAUUGGCGGGUCUAGAGCAGCUGAACACUCUGAGCUCGCGGCUGGAUCCAACAUGAUGGGAUACAAUGAGCAAGAUUUAUUGUCGCCAACAUUCGACUGCUCCGACAACGAUCUGACACAAUCCCGCCCUUCGCAAACGAACACCAAUUCCCGCCUCAUCUGACGUUUGCUGUCAAAGUGACGUCUGCUAUCUGUCAAAAGUGAGUUUGCGCGGUGACAGCUGACGGCUCUGGAACAUUCCAUUUGGUGAGUUUGUUUCAUUAUGGACAUAAAGUCUAUAUUUUUUGGUUAAUGAUAUUAAAAAAGUGAAAUUGUUUGAUAAAAUUAAGAAUUGUAUUUGUUAAUACAUAUUUUAUAUAAGUUAUCAGGAAGCUUAUGAGGAAUAUUUCAGGGCUGUCAAUUCUAACCUCAAAAACUGUAAUAUUGUUUCAAAAUAUUGCAGUUUUUUUUUGUAAAUUACAAUUUGAGAUGCUUGAGUAUGUCGAUGUAUAAUUAAUAACUUAAGUUAGCGGAAUUAUGUUUUUUUAUAACUUAAGAGUUCCUGCAAUUCUUU
Messenger RNA from Papilio xuthus (Asian swallowtail), 2044 nucleotides. RefSeq lists its product as uncharacterized. NCBI's taxonomy places the organism in Eukaryota, Metazoa, Arthropoda, Insecta, Lepidoptera, Papilionidae. Bases 33 to 1547 code for a protein of 504 amino acids. The transcript is spliced from 7 exons. The record is from RefSeq and is a predicted model, not a curated record.